This is a messenger RNA of Anolis sagrei ordinatus, 4832 nucleotides long. It is a transcript of the gene TRHR, whose product is annotated as thyrotropin releasing hormone receptor. Gene Ontology annotation, cellular component: membrane. Lineage: Eukaryota; Metazoa; Chordata; Lepidosauria; Squamata; Anolidae. The record is from RefSeq and is a predicted model, not a curated record. Gene Ontology annotation, molecular function: thyrotropin-releasing hormone receptor activity. Gene Ontology annotation, biological process: phospholipase C-activating G protein-coupled receptor signaling pathway.
GUGGGAGAGAAAAAGAUCACAUACACAUUCACAGUAUACAAGAGCAUGGGCAACACAUUGCUGUCUGACUUUCCUGUUUGCACUCACAAAAGAACACAGACUACUCCUGUUGCCUAUUUGCAUGUCACUCUGCUGUUGCAUUUUAAAGAGUCAGCAUGAAUUAAAUUUGGCAUCCCCAAAAGAGCUUCUGCUUUUCCUGCCUGGCAAAAGCAGGGUUGUGUGAAUUGGGGGAUACUUUGUUCAUAUUCCCUCAAAGAUCUGUGGUUUGGGAGUUGAUGGCUUGGUUGCUUUGAGAUGACUGCUUUUUCAGUCCUUGGAGGGCUAAGAUAAUGCUGCAACUGCUGAGAAGCAUUUAAGUCAGCCACUGUGAGAAUCACUGCAGCAUGUUUGUGGAGUGAAGUGCAAGGCUUGGAGGGACUCUCCAGUCGUGCCAAAGUGGAAAAGAGCUCAUGCCGUCAACUAGCUGAGCAUGCACAGCUCUGAAAACUCUUCAAAGCUGAAGGGAGACAAGGAGAAAAUGUGUUGACCAGCACCUAAUAACUGAAGCAAGCAGGUGAAGAUGGAGAACAGCACCACUGAUGGACAAAAUGAAACUGAAUACCUGCCCAACCAAGAAGUAGUCACUAUUGAAUAUCAGGUGGUCACCAUCCUUUUGGUUCUCCUCAUCUGUGGGUUAGGUAUUGUGGGCAACAUCAUGGUGGUAAUGGUGGUACUCAGGACCAAGCACAUGAGGACCCCAACCAACUGUUACCUAGUGAGCCUUGCAGUGGCUGAUCUCAUGGUAUUGGUGGCUGCUGGGCUUCCCAACAUCACAGAGAGCAUCUAUGGAUCCUGGGUGUAUGGCUACCUUGGAUGUCUCUGCAUUACUUACUUCCAGUAUCUUGGAAUCAAUGCUUCUUCUUGCUCUAUUACUGCGUUUACUGUUGAGAGAUACAUAGCCAUUUGCCACCCUAUCAAAGCCCAGUUUUUAUGUACUUUCUCUAGAGCCAAAAAGAUAAUCAUCUUUGUCUGGGCAUUCACAUCCAUCUACUGCAUGCUCUGGUUUUUCUUGUUAGACCUCAACACAGUUGUCUACAAAGAGACCACCAUAGUGGCCUGUGGCUAUAAAGUGCCCAGGAGCUACUAUUCUCCAAUCUACAUGAUGGACUUUGGGAUAUUUUAUGUCAUACCAAUGAUAUUAGCUACAGUGCUCUAUGGGUUGAUUGCCAGGAUAUUGUUCCUGAAUCCCAUCUCGUCAGACCCAAAAGAAAAGUCCAAGACAUGGAAGAAUGAUUCUUCUCCCCUGAGCAAGACCAAAACAACCAAUAAAGGUAUCAACAGUGCUGUGGCUUCAAGAAGGCAGGUUACCAAAAUGUUGGCUGUGGUUGUCAUCUUGUUUGCUCUUUUGUGGAUGCCCUACAGAACCCUUGUGGUUAUCAACUCUUUCCUCUCUCACCCUUUCCAAGAAAACUGGUUUUUGCUCUUCUGCAGGAUCUGCAUUUACCUAAAUAGUGCUAUCAACCCUGUGAUUUAUAACCUCAUGUCACAGAAAUUCAGAGCAUCCUUCAGAAAACUCUGCAAAUGCCAGAAGAAGCAGUCAGAGAAGCCCUCCAACUACAGUGUGGCCCUCAACUACAGCGUCAUCAAGGAGACCAAUCAUUUCAACACAGAGCUUGAGGACAUCACUGUCACCGAUGCCUACUUGUCAUCUGCAAAAAUAUCUUUUGAUGAAACAUGUGUGUCCUCUGAGGUGAUGUGAAGGUGGAGGAAGCAUUACCUCCUGCUCUGUUCAGAUUCUUCUACUUCGAUUGAUAUCACAAAAUUAGAUAGUUUCAAACCAAUCUGAUCAUUUUCUAAUAAUAUUUGAUGUGAUAAAGCUGAUUAAUAUCAUGGCUGUUCAUACCUCAUGGAAGCAAUUUUAUGUCAUUACAGAAUUGCUUGCUUUAUGGAAACUAAGAGGCAAAAGGCAAAUGUAUGUACAUACUUACUUCUGUGUUCUAACAUUAGUUUCAAAAUUAUAUGCUAAUGGGGAGGAAUUUUAUUUAUUUAUUUACAGCAUUUGUAUACUGCUUUUCUCACCCCGAGGGGGACUCACUUUCCACUCUUUACCACGGAUUUACUUAGACUGGGUGGUUUUUGAUUAGUAAUCUUAACUCUUUUGCAUAAAUCUUUCUCCCUAAUUUCUAUUACCAGAAAUGGAGAUAGGGAGGGAUGGGAUUUUUUGUGCCUUGGGGCUACUAUGAGUCAGAAAAAAAAAUGUAAAGCUGGCAACAGUAACUUUCCUUUCCAAACUGUCCCACAGUCCCACACGUAUGAGAAUCACAGUGAAUUUGAAAUGACAGUACAGGCUUAUAGCACUAUGGUACUGCUUUAACUGCCAUGGAUCCAUCUUCUGGAAUGCUGGGUUAUAGAGUUUGGUGAAGCUUGGAGUAUUCUGACCAAGGAUUCUAAGUACUCCUCCCUAAAUGUCAAAUUUAAACGAUAGUUAAAAUAGAGUCCUAAUACAAUAAUUGUAUAGUGUGAAAGGGUCCCUAGAUCACAUGCAUGCUUUGCUUGCAGUUGGAUGGGCACUCAACAAUUUGGCUCUUCUCAGACAUCUGGUGGUUCAGGCUGAAAAUCCUAUCAGCCAGAUGAGUAUUUAUAAAAUUCCUAUGUCAGAUUAAUCUCAUCCUAUACCAGCUGGUGGCUCCUGUGUCAAUGAACUGUAACUCUCCUUCAGGUUUACAACCAACUUUAAAGGAGCUUUUCAACAUGUUAAACCUAUAGUGGGUCCUUGGUUUCCAUCCAAGUUUAAUUCCAGGACCCCUUUGAUGCCAAAAUCUUUGGAUGUUCAAACCUCAUUAUAUAAAAUGAGAUUCCUUAUAUUAAAUGUAAAACAACUCAAAUGAGUGCCAGAGAGAGCCUUGAGAUCUAUGAAAUGGUUGGAUGAUACAGCAGGAUAGUAUGUAGCAAAUCAAAAUUUAGGUGGGGUUUUUUUUUUGGAUUUUUCCUCUGAAUAUUUUUCAGCAUUCGUUAGUUGAAUGUGUAAAUGUAGAACCUCUGGAUACAGUGGGCCAACUAUAUUUAGAAUGGUAGGAUUCAGAAUGAAGGAGCAGGGGGUGGUGAUGGCUGACAGGGAGCUCUGGUGUGGGCUGGUCCAUGAGGUCACGAAGAGUCGGAGACGACUGAACGAAUGAACAACAAAGGAUUCAGUACCUUGGACAGCUUCAUUAAAGUCCAAUAUUCCAAGUAGAUUUACUGAUGUGUUAACAAUCAGUUAUAAAUGUAUUUAUUAAAAUAAUUUAUGAAUGGUCCUAUAUCCUUGUAGAUACCAUAUUAGUAUAUAGCCAGCAUCACUUGAAUACUGCAAUGAUCAAUGAUUUCCUUAAUGUUGGUACUCCCUCUACCAAAUCAUGUCAUACUGUUAUUGUGUUCGUAGUUGCUGUAUUUAAUUCAUCACUAAGUAAUCAAUCUUCUGCUGCUCACCCUCCCCAUAUUUUGGUCUACCCUAGGAGAGCAUAAAUAUGGUUUCUGAUUUAUGAUGACCAUCAAGGUAGGCCCACCAGCUUGGUGUAACUUACACAAAUUAUCCUUUACUAGUAUAGCUUUUGAAAGUUCAGUGUCAUCUCCAAACAAUAAUGCAGAAUCAGAGUAAAUGCAACCAUUUCGAAUGAUUAUAUAGUGUACUACAAGCACAAAACCAAUACAAAGUAUGCAUACGUAAUCCUAAAAUAUGAGAGAUGGAAGUAUGAGUCAUUUGCACUUUCUUGCCACCUGUGACUUAAUUAUUGGGGCUAGUCUAAAUUCUCAGGCCACAAUAUUCAUAAUGCUAGUCAUUUGCAUGUAAAUAAUUUGUUUUAAAAUUGCAAUGUGGAGGGGAUUAAUUCUUCCCUUCUGGGUUGAACUCCCAAUGAAAAUUGACCCAUUCCAUGAAGAUACCAUUUGGUAUGAAAUCAUCUGGUGUGAUAGCAUGGCAUAGUGGUUUGUGUUUUGGACAAUGACUCUGGAGACAAGGGUUUGAAUCCCUUCUCAGCCAUAGAAAUCAACUGGGUACCCUUUGGCAAGUCACACACUCUAAUCCCAGAAAACUUAUGAUAAGUUUGCUUUAGGAUUACUAUAAAUCAGAAACAACAUGAAGGCAGACAACAGUAGCAGCUGCUGCUGCAGCAGCAGCAACAACCAUAUGAAGUAAAUCUUCCAUUUGCAUCAGUGGAACCUAAUAGUUGGGUGUCUGCUUUCUUCUUUCUUUUUCUACUCUCAGUUUGUGCACUGAUUCUGCAAACAUGUGGGUACGUACACAGACACACAGACCAGGGGAAAUUGUAUGGAUAUUUGUCCAAUCAAAAGGACUCAGAGGACAAGAAAAGGUCUGUGAAGCUGGAGGAAAUGAAUGUUCUUGAUAGAGAAGCAAACAUUUACUCUCAGCAUAUGUUGGAUUUUCUUCAAGAUUAAAAAAAAGUGUUCACAGAAAUAUUAUCCUCCUGGAUUUGAAUAUAUACAGUCUAACAAUCCACUAUUGCAUUCUUCACAUGUAACAGUAUUUUAUAAAGAUUAAAUUAUAAUUACAGAGAGAUCUCAAGAGCAGAAUCAGUGUAAUAGCUUUUCAUUCCAAAGGAAAUGGCACAGUAAAAUUUAAUUUUCUCAAUGGUGCAGUGUAUUCUGAACUGUUCCUUGGAAGCCGGAAAAGGGAUCAAGGGUCUGUUACAUCUUCACUCUCUCCUUGUGUGCUGUUUGAUCAUUCACUUCUUCAUUGUAAUUGGUUUGGUUAUGAGAUAUUAGACUAAAUGUCUUGAAUUUCAAAUAGUUUUGGAUUCUUUUUUGAAAAAAAUGUUUUAAAGUGCCAUGCCCUGAAUUGUUCACAUUUAGGCCAAAAU